This is a messenger RNA of Fusarium musae, 372 nucleotides long. RefSeq lists its product as uncharacterized. The record is from RefSeq and is a predicted model, not a curated record. Gene Ontology annotation, molecular function: structural constituent of cell wall. The transcript is spliced from 2 exons. The coding region runs from base 1 to 372 and encodes 123 amino acids. Lineage: Eukaryota; Fungi; Ascomycota; Sordariomycetes; Hypocreales; Nectriaceae. Gene Ontology annotation, cellular component: fungal-type cell wall.
AUGUAUGCCUACACUGUCAUCGCUUUCCUGGCCGCCUCCGUCGCCGCCGCCGGCAACGGUCCCUCUAUCUCCGGCCUCACCGUUCAGCAGGCUGCCAACUCUUGUGCCAACGGCCAGAGCGUUUACUGCUGUAACAAGACCACCAACAAGCCUGCUGGCAACUCCGUUGGCGACGGCGCCGGCAUUGCCAACGGUCUCAGCCUCUUCAGCCAGUGCUCCAAGCUCGACGUCAAUGUCAUCGCCAUUGCCAACAACCUCCUCAACAAGGAGUGCCAGGCCAAUGCUGCUUGCUGCCAGGACAGCCCCGGAACCGCCGCUGGUGGUCUCGUCAACGCCGCUCUUCCUUGCGUUGCUAUCAGCAACCUUGUCUAA